AUGGAAACUUUAUAUAGUCGAUCAAUCUUGGAAACUCUUCCUGAUGAAAUCUUGUUGGAAAUUUGUAAAUAUAUGUUAUGUAUUGAGGUUCUUCAAUCAUUCUGCGGAUUAAAUUCUCGAAUAACACGCAUGAUCACUCAAUAUCGUCACAAUGUUUCACUUUAUAAAGCAACUUUCACUCAAUCCAGUUAUGUAUGCACGAGUGUUCUUCCAAAAAUUGGUUCACAUAUUCGCUCACUAACCAUUGAUUGCUGUUACUCUGUACUACAAGAUGAUUUAUUUAACAAACAUUUUGGCAAUAAAAUGUCGUUAAUGUUUCCUCACUUACAAAAACUUAGUCUUGUGAUGUUUCAAAACGAGCGAUUAGUUGCUUUUCUUGAUAAUUUAUAUAAUUUAAAUGAUCUUGUUGAGCUUCAUUUAUACGAACUCUUUGAUAUUAAUAGAGAACAACAAUCAUUCGUUCUGCAAAAACUACUACAAGCUAAUAAUCAUCAGCUUACGUCAGUAAUAAUUGACGAUCAAUCGAGUUGUUUAAGUUUCAACCAUAAUGACUGCUUCAUCAAUAUUCUUCAACUUCGUAUCAAUAUAAAAACAGUUGCAGAUUUACCUUUUCUCUUUGCUGCCAUCCCCAAUGUUCAUUAUUUGGAUGUGAGGAUUGAGACAAGCGAUGAAGCACCUGUGGAAUUUGAUAAAAUAGUUAUUUCUCCUCUCACUUAUCUUACUGAUUUUCGACUGAAAUCUAGUAGACGCUGUUGGAUAUUACAAGAGCUCUUUAUAUUACUCUGCCAACUACCCAUUCUAGAGCGUCUUUCACUUUUUAUUUCUACCAAUGAUAUAAGUCUUGUUCAAGGUAACACACUUCUAUCAAUGUUUUCCUCAACUGUUCAACAAUUUCAUUAUGCCAUAUAUUAUUUUUAUGAUACUCAAUCUAAUCAAGAUGAGGCGAUUAUUGCCUCUUGGCCACCUUCGCAUCCAAUUUCUUGCAUUGUUAAUGAUAAUUUCAUAUUCGUUUAUACUUUGCCAUGGUCUUUUACACGUCAGACGCUUUACCUGCCAACUGUGAAAACAAUAUUUUCUCAGGCAAAUUCUGCAGCUGGCUGUGACCGUCAACCAGAAGUAGUUGAAAUUGUGAUUAAUAGAAAUUUUACUUUAUCCAGAUAUUUGACAAUUAUGUCACAAUAUCGUCGAAUAAGAGAAAUUAUAAUAUGGAUGAGUAAUAGAGGUGAUGCUGUUGAAGGUAUGCGCGUUUAA
Molecule: messenger RNA, 1251 nt
Organism: Rotaria sp. Silwood2
Lineage: Eukaryota; Metazoa; Rotifera; Eurotatoria; Philodinida; Philodinidae
Source: the annotation of a GenBank genome assembly